Messenger RNA from Drepanopeziza brunnea f. sp. 'multigermtubi' MB_m1, 918 nucleotides. RefSeq lists its product as uncharacterized. Lineage: Eukaryota; Fungi; Ascomycota; Leotiomycetes; Helotiales; Drepanopezizaceae. The record is from RefSeq and is a predicted model, not a curated record.
AUGCGUUUCUCUAUCGUAGCUGUUGCAUUGACUGCUGCCAGUGCCGUCUCCGCUGCACCAGCCAAGAGACAGGCCGCAGAUAUCGACACGGUCAUUUUGCAAUACGCAUUGACACUUGAGCACCUCGAGGACGCUUUCUACAAAAAGGCCCUUAGCGAGUGGGACCUAAAGUCGUUCACAGACGCGGGCUUCAGCGAGAAGUUCUACGAUGACCUCAAAUUCAUCGCCCACGAUGAGGAGGGUCACGUCACCUACCUGAAAGCUGGCCUUACAGCUGCAGGCGCCACGCCCGUCGCUGCCUGCGAGUACAAAUUCCCCAUGACAGAUCCCCAGUCAUUCGCCGCGCUCGCCUCUGUCAUCGAAGGCGUCGGAGUCUCUGCUUACCUCGGAGGCGCACCUAUCGUUACGUCAAAGGCCUACCUUACUGUAGCUGGUGCUAUUCUGGUCACCGAAGCCCUCCACCAGUCCCAACAACGUGCUGCCAUCGGCGAGACGCCUGCGGCCAACGUCUUUGGAACUCCUCUCGGCUUCAACGCAGUCUACUCUAUCGCCUCGGCUUUCAUCGUCUCCUGCCCAUCUACCAACGCGGCACUCCCCUUCAUGGCCUACCCCGCGCUCACCGUCACCUCUGGCCUGCCCACGGCUCCUGGUGCGCUGGUCAACCUCGUGCCUGAUGAGAUGCCCUCUGGUACUUUCUUUGCCACCUUCGUCAGCGGGCUCAGCAUCACUGCCGUGACGCCCACCUCGGUGGAGGGAGGGAUGAUCAUGGCCGAGGUCCCCAUGAUGAUUGAGGGACAGAGCUACGCUUUCCUCACCAAGGACAAGUCGGGCAACCUGACCGAUUCCAACAUCAUCGCCGGUCCAGUCAUCCUCGAGGUCACUCCUCAGAGCCCCACAUUUACCCUCACGAUCCUUUGA